Molecule: messenger RNA, 3641 nt
Organism: Saprolegnia diclina VS20
Lineage: Eukaryota; Oomycota; Saprolegniomycetes; Saprolegniales; Saprolegniaceae
Exons: 17
Coding region: 1-3414 (1137 amino acids)
Source: RefSeq, a predicted model, not a curated record
AUGCGUUGCUGGGUUGCGUUAGCGCUAUGGAGCCUCGAGGUCGCAGCCAGCAGCGUUAAGCCUUCCGCUCUCGAUGCGCAGCGAGGCACGUGUCUGGAUGCGGACUGGGUCCAACGCACAGCGACAGCGCACAAUCUUGAUCCAAUCGGUCGCGACAGCCAAAACCGCCGAGUGAACCCGCUGCUGCAGCCAGCGCUCAAAGCGCCGCGCUUCUUUGUCAAGGACCCGCGCAUGGACAUUCCAAACAUCUUUGGAAAGUGCAUGCAGCCAGGUGAAGUCAUCCAUGGCGUUGGCGAGACCGUGUACGCAAACGGGUCACAAGCAUACGCUGGCGUCGUCAACGGCACGGUCAUUCUCGAGCGCAACGCAUGGGCAUCCCAUGACGUGAACCGCGCCGUCCUGAGCAUCCUCCUCGACGAAGUGGUCGGAUACAGCGUCUCGAUCCUGGACACAGCAGAUGGGAUCAACUGCGCCGAGCGCAUGUCGUUUCAAGGCCUCGGACGCUGCACACCAACGCACGUGAACGGUGAAGUCUGGCCCAACGGCAAGCUCAAAACGAUCGAGGUGUUUGCCAACUCGACCAAGCGUACUACAACGGGCUAUGGUGGCCAAAGCGGGCUCUAUACACUGACGGAUAACGUUCGUGAAAUGAGCAAAGGAUCCGCAUCGACAAAGGGGUCGUUUUCGGAGCCCUAUGCGGCAGAUUAUUGGCGCGACUACGCCAGCGUUACCGAGGUCAUCAACUUUUACUCGAUGGCGCAUGCCAACCUAAGUCAACUCGUUAUUCCAAGCAUGUGCCCUAAUGGCACGCUUGGCUGCAUUGACGGAUGCUCCAAGUCGUACGCGUGCACCCAAGCCGAAACGCAAGGCAAGCAGUGCAUGCUCGUGGCCAUGAUGGACCCUGCGUACGAUGUUGGAUUCAUCCAAGCGCUGGUGUCCAACAACAAUAUUCCUGCCUACUUUUGCUUUGGCGGCGAUGCCAAGAUGCGCAACUACGUCACAUCGGUGAUGCACGCUGGUGGCGCUGUCGUUUUUUACGAGUUCCAGCCCGAUACACUCUUUUAUGAGCACCCCGGCAAGUUCACUCGGAUCGCGUUCCCAACUUCAAACGCCAGUAACUUUGCGGCUUCGACCAACUCGUUUGGAGAGAACGGGUACGGCCAACCAACGACGAACCCGAUCAAGACAGACUACCCCAUGACGCCGCUUCUGCAGUACAUUUCGCUGGUGCUCAAGGCCGACACGCGCCUCACUUCGUUUGUCACGCAGCUCCAACUCGCACAACUCGACCUCGCCCAUCUUCUUGAAAGCUAUGUCGACCAUUCGCAGGACCCAACGGUCCCAGACCCAGCCUUUGCCGCGGCUUGCCAUUGGGUCCAAGACAACUACAUCACGUGGAGCAACUGGAUCAUGCCGCUGCCUCUCUGCACGCUUGAGAAAAGCGUCUCGUACAUCUUUAUCUUUCCCGCGCUUUGCAUGUUUUGGAAAGCUGUCAUCACGUUCAUUGGCCUCUACGUCUCAUUUCUUAUCCGACACGACGACGGCGACUUUCAGGAGUCUAUGUGGAUCUUCUCGGCGGCGUGUGUCGUGCUCAUGGGGUCGCUUUUUCUGAUUCCGCUUUCGUAUCUGGUGAAAUUGCCGGCGACGACGAGCUUUGCGUUUUGCUCGGUGAUUACGCUCGUGUGCACGCUCGUCGUGAUGGGGCUCAUGCUCGGCCCCAAGUUUGCGCGCCUCAACCUCGCCGACUUGAACCGAGAAACACCACCGAUGCGAAGCUCCCUGCUCGUUGCGCUUCUAGGCCUCAAGAUGUCGUCCGCAGAGACACCGACCCCGUCGCUUCUCGAGUCGCAGCGGGGCUCGUGUUUGGAUGCGGCGUGGGUGCAGCGCACGGCCGCGACGUACAAGCUCGAUCCGCACGUGCGGGACGCCCAGAACCGACGCGUGAACCCUUUCUUGCAGCCGGGUAUGAAAGUGCCCCGCUUCACGGUCCAGGACCCUCGCAUGAAUCGCCCCAACCUCUUUGGCUCCUGCAUGGCUUCCAACGAAAUCAUGCACGGUUUGGGCGAGACUGUCUAUGCGAAUGGGUCGCAGGCCUUUCCUGGUGUCUUCAACGGCACAUUGAUCCUCGAGCGCAACGGGUGGCAGUCGCACGAUCUCUCGCGCGUCGUCCUUAGCAUCUUGCUCACAGAAGUGCUCGGGUAUGGCGUCACUACGUUUGAGACUGGCGGUGGCCUGAACUGCGCGCAACGCAUGUCGUUUCAAGGCCUCAGCCACUGCACACCAACGCACAUCAACUCCGAAGUGUGGACCAGUGGGAAGCUCAAGACGCUCAAUGUGUACGCCAACGCGACAAUGCCGACGACCACUGGCUACAACGGCAUGGGGGGACUGUACACACUCACGGACAACGUCGUCGAAGCGCUGAAAGGAAGUGCUUCGACCAAAGGCACCUUUUCCAAGCCGUUCGCACUUGACUUUUGGCGUGACUACUACUGGAGCGACCAAGUGAUCCAGUAUUUUGGGUACAACCAAAUCAAAAUGGCGCCGCUGGUGCAGCAAAGCUCGUGUCCGGACAACUCGUUUGGGUGCCGCAACGGCUGCUCCAAGUCCUACGCGUGCACGCUCAACGAGCAGAACGGCAAAAGCUGCAUGAUGGUGGCGAUGAUGGACGAAGGGUACGAUCCCGGCUUUGUCCAGGCCAUGAUGAGCAACAACAACAUCCCGGCCUACUUUUGCUUCCUCGGAUACGACGGCAUGCUUGCCUAUGUCGUGAACACCAUGAAAGCAGGCGGCGCCGUCGCAUUCUACGACUUUGAGCCCGACAUCCUCUUCUACGAGCACCCAGGCGCCUUCACGCACGUGACGUUUCCGCAGUCGGACCCGGCCAACAUCGCGGCGGCCACUGGUAGCUUUGGCGAGAACGGCUACGGCCAGCCCACGACGAAUCCCCUCGCAACCGACUAUCCGCUCACCCCGCUUGUGCGCUACAUAUCCAAGAUCAUCACGGGCGACGCCUUCCUCAUGGACUUUCUCAUGAAUAUGCAGAUCGCUCCCCUUGAUAUGGACCAGCUUUUCUCGGACUACGUUGCGUUCAAGAAGGACGCAUCCGUACCGGACCCCGUGUUUACGUCCGCCUGCAAGUGGGUCCAAAACAACUACGUCACGUGGAGCGACUGGGUCGAUCCGCUGCCUCUCUGCACACUCCAAAGCAGCGUCUCGUACACGUACCAAGGCUGCAACGCGUCAACGCGACUGCUGGUCGUGAUGGGGCUCAUGCUCGGCCCCAAGUUUACUCGCCUCAAUCGAGCCGACUAUACGUCGUCCGGCACCGCUGCCACCAAAGGCGUGUCCACGUCAAGUGCUGGACCAGUCAAGCCUAUUCAAGUAGCAGCAGCGCCGCCACAGGUCCAGUAAACCGCAGUUAACUUGCACAUGAAUGACGAUGCACCGUUUUCUUACAGCGCGUGCUACCGGGAUCAAGACCAUAGCAAGCAGCAAUAAAUGGUGGAACGUUCCCACUUUUCGAGACCACUGUCCUGUACGCGUUGUCGCCUAUGGUGCCUCGGUACGAGUACGUACAUCUUGUGUGCCGCAAAGGGCAUCGACUUCUCGCGCAGUGAUGAUCCAGAUAGUAAAUAUAU